AAACAAGUCCUCAAGUCUCAAAAACAGAGGGGUUUGAGCUCACUCAAUAAAACGUGGUUAUGCUCAAUCUCUGAGCGUAGAUCCGCCACAGCACUUACUACGCUCCUCCCUGGACCCUACCAUUUUAUGCAGUGAGACUUGUGAAGUUUAAUUAAUCUAAACACGGGGGAUAUCCUUCACCUGUCGCAAUGGCACCACAACCAACUAACACGAACUGGGAUCACGGGUAUAAUACUCUUCGUCGGGAGAAGCUUUUCAGAGACCCCCCGACAGAUCGGUCUGCAUAUCCUUUAUUGCAGGAAGCCGUAAACCCGCAUAUCGAAUCCUUCGAUGCCCUCUUCGGCGACAAUGGCCUGGUCGCGAAAGGACUGGCUGAUAUUGGCACGAGGUUAUUUCUGGAUGGAGACGAGCGCGCUCCGCCAGCCGGGAAGAACAGGCUGAAGAUAAGGUGCAAGGGAAUACACCUUCAAAAAUCGCAGCUACCCCCUUCAAAUAAGUUCGCUGUAAAAAACCGCGAGAUCCUACCUGCAGAGUGUAGAGAACGCCAUGUUUCGUACCGAGGAAAGCUUUCUGCCACGUUUGAGUACAGCAUAAACGAUGGCGAUGUAAAGGAGUUCACGCGAGAGAUUGGCCAGCUGCCAAUCAUGGUAAAGUCGGCUUAUUGCCAUCUCAGAGAUAACAGUCCGGCGCAAUUGGUUGCGCGUAAAGAGGAAUCAGAAGAGCUAGGGGGUUAUUUUAUUGUCAACGGUAUCGAAAAGAUUAUACGACUCCUCCUGGUCAACCGAAGAAACUUUCCUCUGGCCAUCAACCGUCCAAGCUUCACUAAUCGUGGCCCUGCCUAUACUCCUUACGGUAUUAUACUUAGAUCAGUGCGACCUGACGAGACCUCGCAAACGAAUGUUCUUCAUUACCUAGACGAUGGUAAUGUUACCUUCCGUUUCUCUUGGCGAAAGAACGAAUAUUUAGUUCCAGUUAUGAUGAUUUUGAAGGCACUCGUAGAAACGAACGACAGAGAAAUUUUUGAAGGUUUAGUUGGAUCUCCAGACUCGAAGGGCAUCGAGAACACAUUCCUCACGGAUCGUGUUGAACUCUUAUUACGAACUUAUAAGACUUACGGACUAUAUACAAUGGCGCAGACCCGAUCGUAUCUUGGAGAGAAAUUCCGGCCUGUCUUAGGAGUACCUGAUACUCUAUCGCACUACGAGGUGGGCACUGAAUUCUUGCGACGGAUUGUAUUGGUACACCUAGGAAAUAUCAACGUAACGGAGCAGCAAGAUUCAGACAAGUUCCGCAUGCUAUUGUUUAUGAUCAGGAAGCUCUAUGCUCUAGUUGCUGGGGACUGUUCAAUCGACAAUCCCGAUGCGGUUCAGAACCAAGAGAUUCUCCUCGGCGGAUUCUUAUACGGCAUGAUCAUAAAAGAACGGCUGGACGAGUUACUUUCCGUAGGACUCCGUGGUGCGCUAAGGGAAUAUAUGAGAAGGUACCCUUCGAGGUCGUUUACCUCUGAAGAAUUCGCAAAAGAUUUUCCUAUCAAAAUAUUCCAGAAGACCAAUGAAAAUGUCGGCAACGCCCUGGAAUAUUUCUUAUCGACUGGUAACUUAUCAAGCCCCUCCGGUUUGGAUCUCCAGCAAGUAUCAGGUUUCACCGUUGUCGCCGAGAAACUCAAUUUCCUUCGUUUUAUCAGUCAUUUCCGAAUGGUACAUCGAGGAAGUUUCUUCGCUCAAUUGAAGACCACAACGGUACGAAAGUUGCUACCCGAGUCUUGGGGUUUCCUCUGCCCUGUCCAUACUCCAGAUGGCUCGCCCUGUGGUCUACUUAACCAUCUUGCACAUAAAUGCAAGAUUAUGACUAGUCCUGUCGAUACGUCCAUGAUCCCACAACUGGCCGCCGAGCUUGGCGUUGUCGACACUUCAUCUGCCGCGACGGAUGAAAGCGUUGUCGUUAUCUUGAAUGGUAGGAUCCUUGGUUGGUGCCACCCGUCCGAGUCGCGCAGAAUAGCGGAUACUUUCCGAUACUGGAAAGUUGAAGGCUCUCACGGCAUCCCUGUGCACCUUGAAAUUGGAUAUGUACCAUCGUCCAAGGGAGGAUCUUACCCUGGCAUCUACAUGUCUUCUGAACCCGCCAGAAUGGUGAGGCCAACCAAGUACCUCCCAUUAGCGAAGGAAGAUUUUGUAGGACCCUUGGAGCAGCCAUAUAUGUCUAUUGCUUGUACGGAACAAGAAGUCGUCUCGGGAGAGUCAACGCAUGUUGAAUUUGACCCUACGAAUAUUCUAUCGAUUCUGGCAAAUAUGACACCGUUCUCAGACUUCAACCAGUCUCCAAGAAAUAUGUACCAGUGUCAGAUGGGUAAGCAAACGAUGGGAACUCCAGGAACGUCGCUGGCAUACCGCACAGACAACAAGAUGUACCGUCUUCAGACCGGUCAGACUCCUAUUGUCAGAUCUCCACUCCAUAAUGCAUACGGCUUCGAUAAUUUCCCCAAUGGAACAAACGCGGUUGUCGCUGUGAUAUCCUACACGGGAUACGAUAUGGACGACGCUAUGAUUCUUAACAAGUCAGCUCACGAACGAGGCUUUGGACACGGCACGAUCUACAAAACUAAAAAGUACACCCUGAAGGAGGAAAGUCGCACAAGGUCGGCCAAGAAUGUGACCAAAAUGUUUGGCUUCGCCCCAGGCAGCGUCGUCAAGGCAUGGACACAGACCAUGUUAGAUGAAGAUGGUCUCCCGUAUGUCGGACGAAUGGUCCAAGAAGGUGAUAUCAUCUUCGCUUACCACACAGUCUCCGCAGACUACAGUGGCAACUUAGUAAAUCGAGACGGCGUCACCAAGUACGAAAAGUACAAGGAUUCGGAGCAAGCAUUCAUUGAAGAAGUGCGAUUAAUCGGCAGUGAACAAGGUAACGAGGUUGCCCAGACAAUUUCGAUCAAGUUCCGCGUUCCCCGAUCACCAGUUAUUGGUGAUAAGUUCUCAUCGCGCCACGGUCAAAAAGGUGUCGCUUCGCAGAAAUGGCCGGCCGUGGAUAUGCCCUUCUCGGAAUCCGGCAUUCAACCGGAUAUUAUUAUCAACCCUCACGCUUUCCCCUCUCGAAUGACGAUCGGUAUGUUCGUCGAGUCGCUAGCAGGAAAAGCAGGCGCGCUUCACGGUCUCGCACAAGACUCGACUCCUUUCCGUUUUGACGAAGAUAAUACAGCCGCCGACUAUUUCGGACAUCAACUCAUGAAAGCUGGCUACAAUUACCACGGAAAUGAACCUAUGUACUCGGGAAUUACUGGAGAAGAACUAGCGGCAGAUAUUUACAUUGGCGUCGUAUAUUACCAACGACUGCGUCACAUGGUCAACGAUAAGUAUCAAGUAAGAACGACGGGACCCGUGGUCGCUACGACGGGACAGCCGAUCAAAGGUAGAAAGCGAGGUGGUGGUAUUCGUGUCGGCGAAAUGGAACGAGAUGCCUUAUUAGCGCACGGUACAGCCUUCCUUCUACAAGACCGUCUUCUCAACUGCUCGGAUUAUACACCAUCAUGGAUCUGCCGUCGGUGCGGCUCUUUCUUGUCGGUACAGCCUACGGUAUCUCCUUUCAUGGGUAGGAAGAAGACAGUGAACAACGUCCGAUGCCGAAACUGUGCAACUCGUCUUGACCAGAUUGACGAUGUGGACUUGAGUAAAUUAGCCGGGGAAAUAUGGGAAGAUGGACAGGGGAACCAGUGGAUCGGAGGUGAAGACACGACGAAAGUAGCAGUUCCUGGUGCUCUCAAGUAUCUUGACGUGGAGCUAGCAGCUAUGGGUGUGAAGUUGAAGUACCGAGUAGACCCGAAGGAUGCUCCGCGAAAGGGCCCGCUCUUACAGGCGAAAUGGGACGUAAUUUCUACGGGAAAGAGAACAAACGCGCUUCCGCCCGUGGUUGCGGCCGCGUAGAGUGUCUCAAAGAUGAGUCUCAAAAAAAGGAGUCAGUUGCAUUAGAUGGAGUUUAAAGGUUUUCGGUAAUAGGAUUCGGGUUUAAAAUGGAUAGUUUCGGUAGAGAUACACAGUGAAGUUAAUACAAAUUUCUAAGCCAUGUGA
Daldinia caldariorum is the source of this 4058-nucleotide messenger RNA. Its product is annotated as DNA-directed RNA polymerase I subunit RPA2. Gene Ontology annotation, biological process: DNA-templated transcription. Gene Ontology annotation, molecular function: ribonucleoside binding; DNA binding; DNA-directed RNA polymerase activity. The transcript is spliced from 2 exons. The record is from RefSeq and is a predicted model, not a curated record. Gene Ontology annotation, cellular component: RNA polymerase I complex; nucleus. NCBI's taxonomy places the organism in Eukaryota, Fungi, Ascomycota, Sordariomycetes, Xylariales, Hypoxylaceae. Bases 189 to 3914 code for a protein of 1241 amino acids.